AUGACCUCCCGUUUGGUCUUGGUCAUUGGUGACCUCUUCAUACCUGAUAGAGCCCCGGAUUUACCGGCUAAGUUCAAAAAGCUCCUUACGCCAGGCAAAAUUGGCCAGAUACUAUGUCUGGGAAACCUGACAGACCGCGAAACGUUUGAUUUUCUCCGCCAGAUUGCUCCCGACCUGCAACUCGUUAAGGGUGACUUCGAUGUCGACUCGCCGAAUCUGCCCCUGUCGAAGGUUAUAACCCAUGGAUCGCUACGUAUCGGCUUUACGCAUGGUCAUACGAUUGUUCCGUCGGGUGAUGCGGAUGCGCUGCUGAUCGCGGCGAGGCAGAUGGAUGUGGAUGUCUUGCUGUGGGGCGGUACACAUCGGUUUGAUGCGUUUGAGGCGGAGGGGAGAUUUUUUGUGAAUCCCGGGAGUGCUACGGGAGCAUUUACAAUGGACGGUGGGGGUGAGGACGUGGUGCCGAGCUUCUGUCUAAUGGAUGUCCAAGGCGACGUGUUGGUGCUCUAUGUCUAUCAGCUACGGACGGAUGAUCAGGGAACUGAGACUGUGUCUGUUGAGAAGAUGUCGUAUCGAAAACCAAGUGUCCAAGCGGCUUGAGUCAGCUCUUUUUUAAUUGCUCUGCUUAAUGUCCUCUACUUUAUGAUCUCUGUGUGCUGCUUGCUUUUACUUUAUAGACUUUUAUGUACAUACAUAAUAACGAAGAAUGGGAGUAUAGGCUUGUGUGA
This is a messenger RNA of Coccidioides immitis RS, 725 nucleotides long. RefSeq names its product MJ0936 family phosphodiesterase. Gene Ontology annotation, biological process: intracellular protein transport; retrograde transport, endosome to Golgi. Gene Ontology annotation, cellular component: endosome; retromer complex. The coding region runs from base 1 to 597 and encodes 198 amino acids. The record is from RefSeq and is a predicted model, not a curated record. The transcript has 4 exons. NCBI's taxonomy places the organism in Eukaryota, Fungi, Ascomycota, Eurotiomycetes, Onygenales, Onygenaceae.